Kwoniella mangroviensis CBS 8507 is the source of this 4140-nucleotide messenger RNA. RefSeq names its product protein CFT1. The transcript is spliced from 20 exons. The record is from RefSeq and is a predicted model, not a curated record. Gene Ontology annotation, cellular component: nucleus; mRNA cleavage and polyadenylation specificity factor complex. Gene Ontology annotation, molecular function: nucleic acid binding; protein binding. NCBI's taxonomy places the organism in Eukaryota, Fungi, Basidiomycota, Tremellomycetes, Tremellales, Cryptococcaceae. The coding region runs from base 1 to 4140 and encodes 1379 amino acids.
AUGCACGCAUUCCACCAAACCCUCCUUCCCUCCUCCUCAAUCCACCAUUCCUUGUUCCUACCGAAUUUCACCCCAUCUACAAUCUACCCUCUGCCAAAAUCAAUCAACGAAAACGUACCAGACGUCAAGGUGAUAGGGAAUCUCAUCGUAGCUGGAGGAGAGAUCCUACGGGUAUUCGAAAUUAGAGAAUUCCAGCGAUAUCCGGAUUUAGACCAUAUACAGAAUGGGAAUGUCGAUGGAGACGAGGAGAUGGAGGAAGGGGAAGAGAGGUUGGGUGAUGGAUUCUUCGAUGAUGGUCAUUCAAAGAGAGAUCCCGUUCAAUUGGAAACACGAAGGAAAUUACACUUGUUAGCCCAAUAUGAGCUGAAUGGUACUAUAACUGGGUUAUCUGCUUUGAGAACGAUAGAAAGUAGUGUAGAUGGGUUGGAUAGAUUGUUGGUAUCGUUCCAACAUGCCAAGAUGGCCCUCCUCGAAUGGUCAAGAGGCUCAAUAUCGACGGUCUCCUUGCACACUUACGAAAGAUGCUCUCAGAUGAUAUCAGGAGAUUUACAGACCUACGUUCCCAUGUUGAGAACGGACCCUCUAUCAAGAUUAGCGGUUCUCAGUCUGCCAGAAGAUAGUUUGGCGGUACUGCCGGUCUUGCAGGAACAGUCAGAAUUGGACAUGAUAGAAGGGUAUGCUCGUGAUGUUCCAUAUUCCCCCUCAUUCGUCUUGUCCCUCUCCGAUGUCUCGCCAAGACUCAAGAAUCUACAAGAUCUCCUUUUCCUUUCAGGAUUUCACUCGCCUACGCUUGCCCUGCUCUACUCUCCGCUACAUACUUGGUCAGGAAGGUAUCAAUCCAUUAAAGAUAACUUCUGUCUCGAAAUUCGUACUAUCGAUCUCAGUUCUGGUGGAACUUACCCUCUGCUCACAUCGGUAACCGGACUACCUAGUGAUUCGCUAUAUCUCGUGGCAUGCCCGGCUCAGCUUGGAGGAGUGAUGUUGGUAACUUCGACAGGUCUAGUACAUAUCGACCAAUCGGGACGUGUGAUCGGUACGUCCGUGAAUGCAUGGUGGAGCUAUGCAACAGCCCUCAAAUCAGAUCACCAAUCUGAAUCUAGGAAAAUAUCAUUGGAAGGUUCUAAAUGCUUGUUUGUCAAUGAGAGGGACAUGCUUUUGAUCUUGCAGAAUGGUGAUACACAUCAAGUUAGAUUCGAGAUGGAUGGCAGGAAUGUUGGACAAAUCAAGAUUGAUGAAUCGACCAGUACGGUCCCGCCGCCCUCGAGUGUCGUCAUAGCGGGCGAUAAAGCGUUGUUUGUAGGUAGUGCAGAAGGUGAUUCCCUCUUAGCCAAGAUCAACGAGGACAGAGAAGCUUUGUUGAAUGGCGAUCAGAGCGUGAAGAAAGAGGAAGUGAAAGACGAUAUGGACGUUGAUUGGGAUGAAGACCUCUACGGCGAUAUGAACGAUCCUUCGAAUGCUGGGCUAGCGAAUGGAUAUCAGAAAGAGAACACUGGACCUGCUAAGAUAUCCGUAUCCACCUAUGACGUACUGGAAGGUGUAGGCAAGAUCAUGGAUAUCGAGUUUGGGAUAGCAGCGACGGAUCAAGGGACUCGGACGUAUCCUCAGCUCGUGGCGAUAAGCGGUGGAAGCAAGAAAUCUACUUUGAAUGUAUUCAGACGUGGUAUCCCCAUCACCAAACGACGUCGGUUCAAUGAGUUAUCGUCCUCAGAAGCGGUGUGGUUCCUUCCGAUUGAUCGUCCUUCCGCCCUGAAGUUCAAGGACAUACCGGAUUCAGGACGUACAACAAUGUUAUUCAGCACGGAGCGGAAUGCUACACGAAUUUUUGCUUUGUCGAACAAAGCCAAUCCUGAACAGAUUGGUAGAAUAAACGGAAAAACACUCAAUGCAGCUCCAUUCUUCCAGAGAAGCUGUGUGAUGCAUGUUACCGCUGCUGAAGUGACUUUACUGGAUAACAUAGUAGAUGGAAAACCGAUACAGGUGAUUUGUCCUAAGUCGGACUUAUCGCCCAUAUCGAGCGCGAGCAUAUCGGACCCCUAUAUCGCAAUACGUAGACUGGAUGGAAGUGUAUCGUUCUUCGUUGGUGAUACUGUAGCCAGGACCGUGAUUGAGGUGCCGGUAGCAGGAGAAGGAUUUGAAACGCCUAAAUGUCAGGCAAUCGAGGUGUUCUCAGAUACGACGGGUAUAUACCGAACAUUCGAACCUGCUCAACCAGCAAUUUCAGUCGAUGCACCAAGUAUGGAAACCGCUAUAAAUGCUUCUAGAGGUACACAGUGGUUAUCUCUCUUAACCGAUAGAGGAGAACUCCAGAUACGUUCAUUACCUGAUCUGAAGGUGGUCCUGCAGUCCGAUGGCUUGGGCUCAUCUGCCCCGACUUUCACCGAUGAUCUGGUCGAUGGAGUGUUGAAGGACGAAGAUAUAGAGGAUGAAGUGAAACAGAUGGUGUUUUGUCCCAUUGGUAAGGGGAAUGUCCGACCUCAUCUAUUGGCGUUACAUCAGUCCGGACGAUUGAACGCAUACGAAGCACAACCUAGAUUCACUGUAGAUUCGUCGAGUCAAACUCGACGUUCAUUAGCUGUCAGAUUCCGCAAAGUACACACUCAACUAUUACCUAUCUCAGGUGGAUCAACCAGAUUGCCUUAUACGAUCAUUCCAUUCGACGAGAUUGAGGGUAUAACCGGUGCUUUUAUUACGGGAGAGAAGCCUCAUUGGAUUGUAUCGAGUGAUGCUCAUCCGCUGAGAACAUAUGCGUUGAAACAAGCUGCAAUGUCUUUUGGCAAGACUACGCAUCUGGGUGGGAAGGGUGAAUACUUCAUUAGGAUCGAAGAUGGCUCUUUCAUAUGUUAUCUCCCACCUACGCUCAAUACCGACUUCGCAAUCCCAUGUGAUCGAUAUGAUAUGGAUAGAAUAUAUACUUCUAUAGCGUUCGAUCCUACUUCCGCUCAUUACGUUGGUGCCGCAAGUAUAACAGUACCUUUCCAAGCGUAUGAUGAAGAGGGUGAGAUACAGAUAGGUCCUGAAGGUGAAAAUCUCAUACCUCCUACCAAUCAACGAUCUACUCUGGAACUUUUCUCACAGGGCUCUGACCCAUGGCGAGUCAUCGAUGGAUACGAUUUUGACCAGAAUGAAGAAGUGCUUUGUCUCGAAAGCGUUACGCUCGAGUCACCAGGUGGAGAAGGUGGGUAUAGGGAUUUCAUAGCUGUUGGAACUGGAUUCAAUUUCGGUGAGGAUAGAGCUACAAGAGGUAACACUUACAUAUUUGAAAUUGUGGAAACUGUCGGUAAAGGUGGUAAAGCCGCUGGAUCAGGUUGGAUCUUGAAGUUGAGAGCGAAAGAUCCAGCUAGAAACCCAGUAUCGGCUAUAAGUCAUAUUAAUGGUUAUCUUCUGAAUUCAAAUGGACCUAAGAUAUACGUGAAAGGUUUCGACGAUGAUCAGCAACUCAUGGGUCUCGCCUUUUUAGAUGUACAGAUCUACGCUACCAGUAUCAAAGUAUUCAAGAACUUUAUACUGGUUAGUGAUUUGUAUAAGAGUUUCUGGUUUGUGUCAUUACAGGAGGACCCGUAUAAACUCACGACGAUCAGUAAAGACCUGCAGUCUGUCUCACCUGUCGUGACUGAUUUCCUAGUCCAUGAGGGACAGUUAACAUUCAUCUCGAAUGAUAGAGAGGGGAAUAUGAGAAUGCUAGAUUUCGAUCCUACUGAUCCCGAUUCGCUGAACGGAGAAAGGGUAUUGCUCAGAACAGAAUAUCAUACGGGUGCUCCUGUGACUACUUCCAAGGUCAUUGCUAGACGUAAGACUGCUGAAGAGGAGUAUGCACCGCAGACGCAGAUCAUCUAUGCCACAGCAGAUGGAGCUUUGACGACAUUGGUAUCUGUCAAGCCGGCGCGAUUUAAGCGAUUACAGCUGGUGUCAGAUCAAUUGGUCAGGAAUGCUCAGCAUGUAGCUGGAUUGAAUCCCAAGGCUUUCAGAGCUGUUCAAAAUGACCUAUUGCCCAAACCUUUAUCAAAAGGUAUAUUGGAUGGUACAUUGCUGUCCCACUUCGCGCUUCAACCCUCAAAUCGACAGAAAGAAAUGAUGAGACAAAUUGGUACGGAUGCUGUUACUGUUGCUAGUGAUAUAGCUGCUUUGGGAGGAUUUUGGUAG